Messenger RNA from Bactrocera dorsalis (oriental fruit fly), 1056 nucleotides. RefSeq lists its product as uncharacterized. The transcript has 3 exons. The record is from RefSeq and is a predicted model, not a curated record. Lineage: Eukaryota; Metazoa; Arthropoda; Insecta; Diptera; Tephritidae. Bases 187 to 795 code for a protein of 202 amino acids.
AAGAAAAUAAUUUAAAACUGAUGGUUACCCGAGUGUUAUUUUUCACACAAUUUCGUAAGUUCAACCGAAAUUUGAAAAAAAUUCAAUUCAGUUACGCUUCAAAUAGCUUCGAAAACCUCAAUUUAUAUUGCAUUAAUAAAACCAUUAAUCAUUAACAACAAAAUAAUUAAAGAAUUGCAUAGCAAUAUGUCAUGCUUGUGCCAAUAUUUUGUGACAUCGAAAAAUCGCAAGUUUAUAGGUCACAGCACGGAUGGCAGUGACCUCUCGGUGUUUACCCAAAAUCCACUCGCACUAACGAAGGAGGAGUCCAAGCGAGAUGAAGUCACCAAAUUGAACGAAGAAGUUUCUGCAACCGAAUUAGCAGCGGCCAAGGCGGAAAUUUGGGUACUCAAAAAGCAUCUCAGCGAAGCACAAAUCUCUGUAGAGAACUUGGAAAAUCUUGUACGCACCAUUAUACUCAAACAGAAUGAAUUGUUGGGCGAAAUGUACGAAUUGAAAAACCAGAAUUAUGAGUUGCAAGAGGAAUGUCGCAUGCAACGUGACUAUCAAAUGAUGGAACGAAAUGCUAUGAUGCGUGAAAUGCAUGAGAUCAAAACAUUGCUUGGCGAUCGCACACGACUACUGGAGGACACAGUCGCACGCAAUUCAGAGUUGACCUCUGCUCUGCAGGAUGCUAACGAAAAAAUCUAUAUGAUGGGCAUGAAGUUCUUGAAAUUGAAAGCGUCGCGUUCGAAACACGUAAAUGCCGCACAGACUACAUCGGGUAGUAAUACUGAACGUUCGAAUUCUGGUUGAUAUACUGGAAUUUUGUAUACUAUACAUACUAUAUAUGAAUUAGUUGAAUGACAGCACUUCGCUUCAAAUUGUCCGUUGUUGCACAAAUGUUUAUUUUACUAUGUCUUUAUAUUUUAAUGAAUAUUUUUGAAAAAAACAGGCUAUAGUAUACAUUUAUACAUGAAUCUACAUAUAUACAUUUUUAUACCCCGAAGGGGGAAUAUUAAAUUUGCCACGAAAUUUAUAAGACCCAGAAGUAAAUAUUUACAUAUGGGUAGUCGA